AUGUCCCUCUCCCGUAGCCCGUCCCCUAUACCUGGCGGUGGUUGGGCCAGCCCUGGUUUAACCAUCAACACCAGCGGUCGAUCCAGUCCGAAAGGCUUCUCAGCUUCCAACGGGGCCUCGAUCCCCUGGGAAAGCGCCAAAAUGAGGUCUUCAGCUAUGAACGGAUACCCUUCUUUUUCUACCCAGAACCAAGGCUUCUUCACGAGACAUAUGCGCAGGAUAUCCAGCAGCCUGCCGCGAUUUCAUAACCAGGACCACUACACCGAGAAGGAGAAGUUUGGCAGAGGGCAAUGGGCGGCACAGAAGGUUCCUUUGGUGGGAAGGAUACGAAGCGUCUUCGCGCGCAUGGGUAGGAAGAUGAAGCUGCGCUUGCUGAUUCUCCUCUUGUUCGUGCUGGCGAUGACCAUCUUCUACAACUCCCCCCUGGUCCACUACUGGCGGAGAACGACAUGGAUUGGUGGCGGCCAGAAGUUUGUCAUCAUUCUGGCUGCGAACGUUGGCGGAGGAGUGAUGGAGUGGAAGGGCGCUCGCGAAUGGGCUAUUGAGCGGGACAGCGUGCGUAACAAGAAGAAGUAUGCCUACCGCUGGGGUUACGACCUCGAGAUUGUCGACAUGAGCACCAAGAAGAGAUACGCACACGAAUGGCGUGAGAGCUGGGAGAAGGUCGACUUUAUCCGCUCCGCCUUCCGCAAAUACCCCAAGGCUGAAUGGGUCUGGUGGCUCGAUCUCAACACAUACGUUAUGGAACUAUCGUAUCCUCUGCAGACCCAUAUCUUCAACGACAUCAACAAGCACGUCUACCGCGACAUCAACGAGUACAAUCCCUUGAACAUCACUCACCCGUUCACCGAUCCAUACCUCGACGAGGAGUCGCGAAGCCCUGUUGGCGAUGGCAAGCCCGAGUCCGUCAACCUGAUUCUGUCGCAGGAUUGCUCCGGUUUCAACCUGGGUUCCUUUUUCGUGAAGAGAAGCGCCUGGGCUGAUCGUAUGCUCGAUGUCUGGUGGGACCCCGUCGCCUACGAGCAGAAGCACAUGGAAUGGGAGCACAAGGAGCAGGACGCCCUGGAGCAAAUGUAUACGACUCAGCCUUGGAUUCGCAAGCACACAGCAUUCCUUCCGCAACGCAUGAUCAACAGUUUCCCGCCUGGCGCGUGCUCGGAGAACGGAAACGACACACGCAUCCACUACGAUCAGAAGGACCGCGACUUUGUUGUCAACAUGGCCGGCUGCGAAUGGGGCCGCGACUGCUGGGGCGAGAUGUACAACUACCGCGAGCUCAGCUACUACCUGAACCGCAACCCCUGGGAGCGCUUCAAGGAGGACCUCAUCGCCGUGCUCUGGUUCAAGCUUACCGGACAAAAGGUCAAGCUCUGA
Colletotrichum truncatum is the source of this 1374-nucleotide messenger RNA. RefSeq names its product glycosyltransferase family 34 protein. The record is from RefSeq and is a predicted model, not a curated record. Gene Ontology annotation, cellular component: Golgi membrane. Gene Ontology annotation, biological process: protein N-linked glycosylation. Lineage: Eukaryota; Fungi; Ascomycota; Sordariomycetes; Glomerellales; Glomerellaceae. Gene Ontology annotation, molecular function: glycosyltransferase activity.